Molecule: messenger RNA, 1332 nt
Organism: Saxophila tyrrhenica
Lineage: Eukaryota; Fungi; Ascomycota; Dothideomycetes; Mycosphaerellales; Extremaceae
Exons: 3
Coding region: 1-1332 (443 amino acids)
Molecular function (GO): oxidoreductase activity
Source: RefSeq, a predicted model, not a curated record
AUGCUCCAAAUAGGCCGCCCCAGCAAUGUUUUCUCCUUCUUCUCCAACCUAGGAGGCGGCGGCAGCAUCAAACUCCCCAAGCCCACGAUCCAUGCCAUCGAAGAGCAGCCUGAGAAGCGAGCACGAACACUGAAGCACUUACUGAAAGCCAAUCACAUCAACCAUUCUGUCAUCUACAAUGAGCUGCGGUUCCACAACCAUACACCUCAUGUUCUCGGAUCGGCAUACAUCCUCGGCGCAGACUCAGACCAGUUGAACACUGUUUAUGAAGCGGAGAGCAAACACCUUGAGCCAUGGAAGGACAGUCCCGGCGAGAUCAGCCAGCAUGAUUGGAGAGACUAUCUGGGCAAGAGGGAGUACCAGCGGGCAUACAUCGACUUUUUCGAGGAUCAGCUGGUGCGACAUGGGUAUGACUGGCACUCGUUGUUAAACGAGUACCUACUACAAGGGAAGGAGCCGCUCAUCAACAACCUGAUCGCUGGGCUGGGACAUCCUCUCAUACAUCUUGGCUAUGCGGAGGAGCUGAGUAGUCGGACGGUGGCGAUUGAGAGUCUGGCGCUGGCAACGUGCUUUUACAACGACUGGCAUAAGUUUUUGGAUGAUCCGAAGUACACCAAAUCAGCAUCCAAUCCAAGCGACUCACUCUUCACGAUCCUUGACCGCGUCAGCCGUGACCCGAAGUUCGACAACCUCUCCGAUCAUCAAGGCGCCGACAACAUCGACAAGAUCCUGGGUAAUGAGGAACUGGCCAAUGCAGCACUAGAUUACUGGAACGCAUGGCAGCUCAAGUCGCCCAAAGAGCAGUUCUCCGAAUCGCAGAAGGUAGCUGUGGCCUUGGUGGUCGCAGCGCAAACGCCGAAGGAGGACAAGAGCUACGACUUCUUCGCUGUCCAUCUUCUCACUACCUCGCACGCCGUCCGGAUUCUCCUGCCCCUCCUGCCUGCCAAAUUUCACAUCCCACUUGUCCGACAAUGGUGGCUCUUCACACUCCUCGUUUACAUUUCCCAGCUCCGGCCAGCCAUCAACAUCGACACGAUCAAGCUUGUCGAAUUGGAAGGCCGAGACUGGUCCUACGUCACAGACAAGGCGCUGAAGGGCAAGUACCGGACGGAUGCACAUUACGUGAAGGCGCUCAGGAGUAUGCACGAGGCGAGCCAGACGUGGGGCGACCCGAACCAGUAUUACCUCAAGGCGGCGGUGAAGAUGGCGGAGGAGUUUGAUGGGUGGGGUGGGUUUGGGCCGGCGGACGCGGAGUUGGAGGAGCAUGAGACUGGGAGUGGCGCGAGUGGGCAAAGGAGUCAGAGGAGGCACUCAGGGUUGGGUGAAGGGUAA